Molecule: messenger RNA, 5065 nt
Organism: Epinephelus fuscoguttatus (brown-marbled grouper)
Lineage: Eukaryota; Metazoa; Chordata; Actinopteri; Perciformes; Serranidae
Gene: larp4aa
Product: la-related protein 4
Exons: 17
Coding region: 448-2889 (813 amino acids)
Biological process (GO): positive regulation of translation
Cellular component (GO): cytosol; cytoplasmic stress granule
Molecular function (GO): mRNA 3'-UTR binding
Source: RefSeq, a predicted model, not a curated record
ACGUCGGCGGACUGUGUGCCUGCGCUGAGGAAGGGUGCGUGUCCCCAGUGUCCGCUCCGGUCGCCCGGUUAGGAAUGCGCCUCACGAACCCGGUGUGUGGUGUAAUAUUUGACGAGCCGCCAGCGGGGACUGUGGUCUAAGAAGAGUCAUGGUUUGGCAUCGCUUAUACCAUUAGUAUCUCAGCGUGCAAGUUUGAUUCAUUGAGCUAGCUGGCGUUAGCCCGCUUCGUUGAUUCAUAGCACGCUAGGUCGCUAGCUUUAGUCUGUAGCAUACGUGCUAGCCGGCUAGCUAGCUAGUAAGCUAGUUUCAGUGUGCUGCUGGCCAAUCCAGUCAAACAGGAGAGAACCAGACCGACUGCUGAACCCAGCCGCUAUUUCGGAAAGAGGAGGUGGUGGCAGGCGGGGGCCGGGAGAACGCGACGGGGUGGAAGUGAGUCAGGAGCGGCUGAUGAGUUCAGAUCAGAGCGUAGAGCCGCCGCUGCUGCAGGAGGAGGCUGAUCCCGGACCGAAGACCGGUGGGAAGGACGAGGCUCCGCUGGGGAGCGAGGGAGGGUCAGGCGGCAUGGUCACCUCUAAGGGCGCCGGUUUGAACCCAAAUGCCAAGGUGUGGCAGGAGAUGCCUGUGGCCCCCAGCGAGGCUGUUACCAACAGCCCUCAUUGGCCCCCCUCAGACAUCAGUGAGGGUUAUUCUGAGCCUUCAUCUGCUGGGUGCAAGCAGUACCCUGUGGGAUUCACGGCCCUGGAUGACAGCAGCUCCACAGCAACAGCUGAGAUAGCAGUAAAUGGAAUGGACCCUCCAGAGUUGGGCUUUUCCCCCGCUGAGUCCACCACAGGGACCUCAGUGGAUUCCAAAACUGAAGAACAAUCUCCGAUCUCCUCUGAGAAUCUUCGAGAGUCUCUGAAGAAGGAGCUGGAGUUUUAUUUCUCCAGAGAAAACCUCUCAAAGGAUCUGUACCUGAUGUCCCAGAUGGACAGUGACCAGUUUGUCCCUAUUUGGACUAUAGCCAGCAUGGAGGGCAUCAAGGUCCUCACCACUGACAUAGACCUCAUCCUGGAUGUGCUGAGAUCCUCUCCUAUGGUACAAGUGGAUGAGAAAGGGGAGAAAGUACGUCCUAAUCACAAGCGGUGCAUUAUCAUCCUGAGGGAGGUCCCUGAAACCACACCUGUCGAGGAAGUUGAGUCACUAUUCAAAAAUGACAACUGUCCAAAGGUGAUAAGUGUUGAGUUUGCACACAACAACAACUGGUACAUCACAUUCCAAUCAGACACAGACGCCCAACAGGCAUACAAGUAUUUAAGAGAGGAAGUAAAAACAUUUCAGGGAAAACCCAUCAUGGCCAGGAUAAAGGCCAUCAACACAUUCUUUGCGAAGAAUGGCUACCGUAGCAUGGACAGCAGCCUGUAUGCUCAGCAGUCCCAGAGCCAGUCCCAGUACAGCUCUCCGCUCUACAUGCAGCACGUCUACCCUCAGCAGCAGUACCCAGUCUACGGCAUUGUACCUCCCACCUGGACGCCUUCGCCCACACCGUAUUUUGAAACUCCUCUGGCACCGUUUCCCAACAGUAGCUUUGUGAAUGGAUUUGGCUCUGCAGGACACUACAAAACUGGCUCCAGUUCUCUUAAUAUCACACGCCCAUUCAACAGAAACCGUGUCCCCCUCUAUUCAAGAAAGAAUGUAAUAAAUGCCUUCAGAAACCAUGUGAAGCCCCAGGUGAGGACAAGCGAGGUGACCUCAGCGUCUAUAACUCCCGUCCCCUUGGAGAGUCUGACUGGACUACGCAGCCCGCAGCCUCCUGCUCCUGUUGUUCCCACAGUCCCCACCACUACCACUAACCCAGUCCAGACGGCCUCCGACCUGAGCUCAGCGUAUUCACAUCUCUCCUCCUCUUCCUCGUCUUUGGACCCCAGUGAUGACAGCGGCAUGGCUGGACGUGGAAGACGGAGCACAACCUACAGAGGGACACGGAGGAGGCGAGAAGAUGAACGAAUUGCGAGGCCUGUACCGCUAGCAGAGGUCAAGGUGCCUCCACCCAAGUUUGACUUGGCAGCUACCAAUUUCCCACCUCUUCCUGGCUGCGUAGUCAGCACACAGGGAGAGCCAGUACUAGAAAACCGGAUGUCAGAUGUUGUACGCGGUUUGUACAGGGACAAGACAGAACAAGCCAAUAAAGAAGCCACUGUGAGUCCAGCUUCAGGCCAACCACCAGUCGCAGAGGAGACUGUGGCCGUCUCGAGUCCUGCCCUGGCAGCAGCGAAAUCUGCUUCACAACCACUUGGACCCUCAGCCCCUGGUGUUACCCGUCAGGAGAAGAGGGUUGAACGGGCAGAGCCUCCCGCUCCAAAAGUGGCUCCACGCACACCUGUUCAAACCACCGUAAACCCGCCCCCCACCACGCAGCCCGUGCCUAGCUCCAGGCCUCAGUCCUCUGCUGCCUCCACGCCAGCGACACCGAGCACGCCGACCACUGCUACAGCCACUAUACCCACCCCUGCACAGGAGCCUCGCAAGCUCAGCUAUGCUGAGGUCUGCCAACGGCCACCCAAGGACCCUCCACCUGCGGCCCCUGCCCCAGCUUCCACAGGCACCACGACGGGCCAGCCUUUACGCGAGCUGCGCGUGAACAAGGCCGAGGAUCCGGGCUCCAGCAGUGGUCCUGGAGACAAGCAAGAGAAAGGCCACGACAGGGAGGGGGGAUGGGAAUGCAAGGAGAGCCGACCACCACGUGAACGUGACUCUCAAGGCUACUACCGCAGCAACGGCCCCAGAGGCACCGGGGGCCUCAAAUUUCGGGACCAGAGGCGCCCACCUCCGGCCCGACGCAGCUCCCCCCAGGGAGGCUACAGGCACACUGGCAAAGAGCAGAAUAUCCCACCAGUAUCGCCAAAGUAAAAACUUGAUAUUAAUAGAAAAAAGAUGUAUGAAUAUAUACAUGGAUAUAUAUAAUUAUAUAAAAAUGAAUAACAUAAAAGCAACAACAUUAUGGUAGCCACCUUUCCCCCCCUGGAACUUGUCCACAGAAAAGCUUUUAAAAUGACAAUAAGACCGGGACAUCCAGGACUAAUGGGCAAAAUGACACCUGAAGAACUUUGAGUGAUUCGAAAAGGAAACAAAAAUCAUGUUUUGGCCUCCAGCAUUAUGCUUAAAAGAAUUUAAGUGCGAUUUACCUGGAGGCCGUCUCAUUUAUGCUCAACUAGGGAGAGGUGGGAUGCUGGGCCGCGUAAACGGCCUCUACCUUUUUUUUUUUUUUUUUUUUUUUUAUUUUAAAGAAUAGAUGUCUGCAAGAACAAUAUGCACUAAGAAGAAAAGAACAUGCAUAUAUGUCAUGUACAUAUACAAAGAUAUCACUAACACGCAAUGAGACAUCAGUUGUUUUUUUCUUGUGUGCUUAGGUUUGCAAGUAUGACUGAAGGGUUGACUGAUGUCUGUGUAUGCAUUGAUUGUUAAGCAACAUGAUUGAAGUGCUACAGUGUGCUGUUGCACUGAUGUAAUGAAAUGGAUGAUUUUUACAUCAGAGACUCUGAAUCAUUGUCCUGGAACUGGACAGUGUGGUCUUCUAAUGUAUAUUAAUGAAAUGUGUUCUAUGGUGGUAUUUUGAUCCUGGUUCAUAAUUGGCUUAAAUUGUAUCAGUCGGAUAUCAGAAACUGUCGAUGUACGCCGCAGUCAGAUGUGUGGUUUUGUUUGAAGCCGAAAUCCACUUUGGGGUGCUCACUGGCCUGUUAGCCACGGUGAACCUGCUAGCCUGGUCCAAAGUUUUUCAUGUUAAGUUUUAUCUCCAUCUAUCUGAACCGUUUUUAUGGGGUCGACCCACUCUGAUGGAUUCAGAACAUUUGUCAUGUUGAUAAUCAGUCAGGUUCUCUGUUUACAUGUAUGUUUUUUGGUAGUAGGGUGAUGUUUUCCAGAGAGAAUAAAAGACUAGGUUAAUGAUGAGAUUUGACUGUUCAGUGCGCCUGGUGGUUUAGGUGAGGUUUGGCUUUUCUACAUCAUCACAGGAUAUCCAGGUUAAGCUUAUAUCUGUGAAUUGUUCUUAACAAUGGCAUAGUGUCAAAAAUAGACUGAGCAGUGCUGUUAGCUGAGGAUGAUAGCUACAUGAUGUUUGGCAGCCAAGUCGUGGGUAUAAAGAAAAUUGGAAUAUUUUCACGUGCUAUGUGCCAGCUGCCUACGAUCAUAGUGUGCUAGGAUAAAGUUUUGAUUUUUAUUGACGAGGUCUGCUAAAAUAAUGUAGUCUUGGGGAAACUUUUGGCCCAGUGAAACUGGAUUUUGAAGAAGCUGUAGAGGUGUAGUUGCCUAUGCUAUAUUGUGAUAACCCUUCACUAGAAAAUGUGUGUGGGAGAAUGUAAUUGUAAUAGUACUGAAUUUACAGAGGGAGGCUUUUGACAGCAGGUAUCCACCAGAUUGUUUUGUGCUUUUAGGGUGAGUUUGCUGUUUUGUUUUGUUUUUUUUUUGUUUUUGUUUUUUUCCUUUGUUUUUUUUCUUUCUUUUUUUAAUUUUGAAAAACAAAUGAUUGACUUAGAAUUUGAAGUUUGACUCACUGUAUGUAUUGCUUUUUAAAUUUUAUUUAUUUUAAUUCUGAUGCACAACGCUUUUCUCCCAAUCUUGGUAGGCUGGUUUCCCCAAAGUUGUGUGAAAUCGCAUUGGCAAAAUAAAAUCACGCAUAUGACAUUUAUAUACUGUUGGACAUGUCAGCUGAGCGAAAAAUACUUGAUGCAUUGACUUUGGGUUUAAUAAUGCAGUAAAACGAGUAACCAAUCACUGGGGCUGUUAUUUCUUUUUCAUUAAUGAGUAUGAGCAGCUAGUGAUUUAGUAUAAUUAAAUAAAUGCACUAACUUGUUUUUAAAAAGAAUCUUACUCAUGAGUAAUGUGAAUCAUUUUAGAAGCAUAUGGUUGAUGUUGACAGGCUUGCAAAUACCUACAGGACCCCCCCCCCCCCCCUCAUCUGUUUGGGUUAUUUUCUGUUAAUUUGGGUUGGGGUGGCAAAAAGGAAGUAUAGUAAUGGAUCAACCAAGUGUUUGAGACACAAUCCUAGAACUGUAUGAAAUGUCACCAAAAAUAAAUUAUUUUGAUUUGG